Messenger RNA from Abrus precatorius (Indian licorice), 398 nucleotides. RefSeq names its product protein RESPONSE TO LOW SULFUR 3-like. The record is from RefSeq and is a predicted model, not a curated record. The transcript has a single exon. Lineage: Eukaryota; Viridiplantae; Streptophyta; Magnoliopsida; Fabales; Fabaceae. Gene Ontology annotation, biological process: cellular oxidant detoxification. Bases 37 to 321 code for a protein of 94 amino acids.
GCCAACCUUUUACACUGCUAUUGCACUGACAAGACGAUGAUGGGAAUCGCACAGGGUGAAACGACGGCGUUGCAGCUGAAGAAGAGGAACAAAGAGCUAGAAGAAGAGCUAAGAAAGAGCAAGGAGAGGGAGGAGCACAUGAGGCUCCAGCUCCGCGUCGCACUGGAUCGCCUCCGUAUAGCAGAGGACGCGGAGGAACGCCUCUGCUCUCAGCUCGGUGACCUCGAAGCCGAGGCGCUUCUGCAGGCGCGUGAUUACCACGCUCGUAUCGUUUCCCUCAUGGAUCAACUCUCCCAAGCCCACUCUCCUUCCCCCUCGUGAUCAAAAUCAAUAACCUCUCUCCUUUUCUUCUUCGAUACGCAUGUCAAAACGCAGGAUUUUGGUGCGUUUUGCAUUUG